This is a messenger RNA of Cylicostephanus goldi, 283 nucleotides long. NCBI's taxonomy places the organism in Eukaryota, Metazoa, Nematoda, Chromadorea, Rhabditida, Strongylidae. The record is from the annotation of a GenBank genome assembly.
UUUAGCGGAUCCGCGCCGGUGUCCUCCGGUAACGCAGAUCUAUGGAAGAGUAUUGGAUGAAAUUGAUAAACGCAAAUUCUACAGUAAGCCAUUACUUUUGGCUGUGGAUGGAAUAGGAAAAGCUCGAGAGAAUACAAAAGCGGCAGCUAGGAUUCUAGUACAUCGUAAGGAGACGGUAGGAACACGAAUGGGUAGUGAUGUAGCAAAAAUGAUUGAAACUCACAAAGGAAAGGAGAAGGCUAUUAGGAACAUUAUUAAAGAGCAGCUGAAAUAUGCGGAGUAA